Messenger RNA from Pezoporus occidentalis (night parrot), 1515 nucleotides. RefSeq names its product scale keratin-like. The transcript is spliced from 3 exons. NCBI's taxonomy places the organism in Eukaryota, Metazoa, Chordata, Aves, Psittaciformes, Psittacidae. The record is from RefSeq and is a predicted model, not a curated record. Gene Ontology annotation, cellular component: intermediate filament. Gene Ontology annotation, molecular function: structural constituent of cytoskeleton. Bases 975 to 1340 code for a protein of 121 amino acids.
UGCUCCCUGGAUGGCCACUGUGCCAGAGCUCUCCUGGAUAGGGAGUCCCUCACCGGACUCAACCACUGGAGGCAGAGCCCCGCAGGCACUCACCUACCCUUUUCCUGAGCAGAGCAAGGCAGGAGCGGUGGAUGCCAGCGCUCACCCUGGCCAGGGCUUUUAUGCCUGGCUGGCGAGGGCGGGGAGCAGCGGCCGCGCUGGGGGCACGUGGCUCAUGGCGGCCAAUUCCCGGCCUCCUCCCUGCGUGGUGCGGGGCUGUUUUGCUGAUGCCGUUUGCUCACCAGCCCCAACCCGCUCUAUCAGCCCCAGCAAUUACCCUGCUUGGUCGCUUGACAGCUGCCACCUCAUGGGUCAGAUUGUUCCCUCUGGCUUUUCAUUAUCUCCGUGUGUUAGAGGGCACGCAGCGUGACAAAGGCUGACUGCAAGUGCCAUGCGUGCCAUGGCUCUUCCUCACGGGCUUGAUCUCAGAGUGGCCUCAGGCCUUCAUUGCAGAGCCACAGGGCAUAUGAGGGCGCUGAGCAAGAAUUUGCCUUGUCAAGGCCUCCCGCACGCCAGUGACAGUGUGAUGUGUUCCCAGCGUCCAUUAUCUGCAGAAGCGUGAGGUUACGAAAUGUCAAAUCAAAGGCAUUCCUGUGGGGAUCUGCCUGCUCAGCACUGCGUAUCGCUGCCUGCUAAGAGCAAGGGAGCGGGCUCCCAUAUGCCUGCAGGCACUGGCCAUUGACCUCUGCCAAUGCCGGCCAACAAGAGUCCUCAUGCUCUUCUUUCCUGAGGGGAUGCUGACUCAGGGAGGGGCAGGAGCCAGACAGCCCCGUCAUCAUAGGACAGAAGGUGUUUCCAACUCUGCAGAUUGGCCCAGGCAAUGCUGAGCCAUGGCAAGGCUGGUAUAAAAGCCGUGCCUCUGCCAGUCUCUCCCAACCACCACUCUGGUCACCUUCUCCUCGAGGAACAGGAGCACCAUCCCAUCGCACACCAAGAUGUCUUGCUACGACCUGUGCCCACCAAGAACCGGCGUGGCCGUCCCCCAGCCCAUCGCUGAGAGCUGCAACGAGCUGUGCGCCCGCCAGUGUCCCGACUCUUCAGCCUUCAUCCAGCCACCGCCUGUGGUUGUCACCUUCCCCGGCCCCAUCCUCAGCUCCUUCCCCCAGCAAGCCGUGGUGGGCUCCUCCGGAGCACCCGCCUUUGGAGGCAACCUGGGGCUGGGAGGCCUCUACGGUGCCGGGGCCACUCAGGCCUCGGGGGGUCUCUGCACCUUUGGCAGACCCUACGCUCCUGCCGCCUGCAGCCCUCUGGCUCUGCCCCGCUACAGCCAGAGGCUGUGGGACACCCGUGGCUCCUGCUAGAGCCAGGUCAACUGCACCAGGCCCAUUCUGGGGUGAGGUGGCAUGCAUGGGCUACUGAGGAGUGCUGAGCAUCCUCAUCCCUAGCCAAGGCCUUGGUAGCUGCCAGUGUCGCACGCCCUCCCCUCAUCCCUGCCCUCUUCUGCUCUCUGUUCUCCUCCCGUUUCCUCUCUCUUCU